Messenger RNA from Anguilla anguilla (European eel), 1560 nucleotides. It is a transcript of the gene fto, whose product is annotated as FTO alpha-ketoglutarate dependent dioxygenase. Gene Ontology annotation, biological process: RNA repair; regulation of multicellular organism growth; DNA alkylation repair. The record is from RefSeq and is a predicted model, not a curated record. Gene Ontology annotation, molecular function: mRNA N6-methyladenosine dioxygenase activity; ferrous iron binding; broad specificity oxidative DNA demethylase activity. The coding region runs from base 37 to 1506 and encodes 489 amino acids. Lineage: Eukaryota; Metazoa; Chordata; Actinopteri; Anguilliformes; Anguillidae. The transcript has 10 exons.
GUGAAAUCGAGGCAGUGUAAAUAAAACUCCAGGAACAUGAAACGUUCGGGUGACAGUGAGAGAAAGAAGAAAAGAAAGAGACAGAAGCUUCUGCAGGAGCUGGGAGGACAGCGCAUUCCCUUCCUCUCUCCCUCGGACCCCGGGUUCCAGGAGCUGUGGGAGUCCAGUUACACUGGCCUGGCCCUGCGGCCGGCCGACUCCCUGCCCGCCGCCCUGCACGACCGCGUCCGGGCCGCCCUGCACGCCCUGCAGCGCCGGGGCUGCCUGUUCCGGGACCUGGUGCGCAUCCGGGGCCGCGACGUCUUCACCGCCGUGUCCCGCUCGCUCCUGGGCGGGCCCGGGGACACCUACCGCUACCUGGGGACGCGCCUGUUCGCCCUGCCGUGGCACAACGACGCGCAGGAGGACGGCGAGGCCUGCUGCGACCGCGAGCUGAGGGAAGCCUGCCGGGCCCUCUGGGAGCUCAACGAGUACUUCUGCGAGGACGUGGAGCGCCGGGAGGCGGCGGGCCAGCCGGAGGCCGACGAGGACCCGCCGGGCGGCCAGGGGAGCUCCAAGACGGACGCGUCGGAGGCGACCCCCGCGGCGGCCCCCCGCUUCAACAUCACCCUGCUGAACUACAUGGACCCGGCGGCCAUGAACGACCUGAAGGAGGAGCCCUACUACGGCAUGGGCAAGAUGGCGGUGAGCUGGCACCACGACGAGAACCUGGUGCCGCUGUCCUCCGUGGCCGUCUACAACUACAGCUGCCCCGACGAGAAAGGUGGAGGUUCGGGGGACGGAGAGGUGGACGGGGCCAGCUGGCGCGUGGGGCUGAAGGUGGCCUGGGACAUCCACACCCCGGGCCUGGCGCUCCCCCUACAGUCGGGAGACUGUUACUACAUGCGAGAUGACCUGAACAGGACCCACCAGCACUGUGUCUUGGCAGGGGGGACGGCUCGAUUCAGCUCCACGCACAGAGUGGCGGAGUGCUCGACCGGUACUCUGGACUACAUCCAAAGACGUUGCCAGGAGGCUUUAGAAAACCUGCGCACGGACCCGGACACCGGCACCAAGACCCUGCAUUCCCUGCAGCCCUCAACGCUCCAGCUCUCCGAGGAGAUACACAACGAGGUGGAGUUUGAGUGGCUGCGGCAGUACUGGUUUCAGGGCCGGCGCUGUGCCAGGUUCUGCAGCUGGUGGAGCAAACCUAUGGAGCAGCUGGAGGAGUCCUGGGCACAGAUGGAGAGCAUGACGCAGCUGGCCCUGGCGGCGGCGGAGGACGAGGGGAGUGCGGAGGACAGGAGGCGAGAGGUGGCAGAGACCCUCCUCACCGCCCUCACUGAUCGACAGGAGCAGAGACAGACCUGGAGGGACAGGUGCCAGUCCAGUCUCGCCCAGACCUUGCCCCCCGAGGAGGCGCCCGUCAACCGGCCCUACUGGGGCGAGGACGACCCCCCCAGGCCUCUGCCCUUUGAUCUGACUGACAUCAUUAGCCGGGUGGAGUCUCUCCUGUGGAGGCUUUGAAGGACGGCUGUGAGGGAGGUCCACCCCCCCCCCCCCCAGCCCCGGCCCCCAUCC